This is a messenger RNA of Elephantulus edwardii (Cape elephant shrew), 2277 nucleotides long. RefSeq names its product mitogen-activated protein kinase associated protein 1 (gene MAPKAP1). The record is from RefSeq and is a predicted model, not a curated record. Gene Ontology annotation, molecular function: phosphatidylinositol-4,5-bisphosphate binding. Gene Ontology annotation, biological process: TORC2 signaling. Lineage: Eukaryota; Metazoa; Chordata; Mammalia; Macroscelidea; Macroscelididae. Gene Ontology annotation, cellular component: plasma membrane; TORC2 complex; cytoplasm. Bases 300 to 1868 code for a protein of 522 amino acids. The transcript has 12 exons.
GCAGCUCAGGGCAACAGGGUUAUUGCUUGGCCAGACGGCAGUGGCUGGCAGCUAGGGCAUGAGGGCGACCCUGGAAAGUGGCAGCUGAGUGGGCCGGGAGGAACGCCACUCCUUAAGGAUCCCAGAAGUGCAGAACUCGGGGCAGGGUCGGGAGGCACGGGACAUUGGGGCCCUGCCUUCUGGAACGUGUCCCCGGGCCGGCCCGGCCCGCAGUGUGGAAGCAGCUUCAGGUAGGUGAACCUGUGACACAAUAUGAAGAGAAGAAAAUAGCCUUUUAAGGAAAUUGGCCCAAAGAAAGGAUGGCCUUCUUGGACAAUCCAACCAUCAUUUUAGCUCAUAUCAGACAGUCACAUGUGACCAGUGAUGACACGGGAAUGUGUGAGAUGGUUCUUAUUGAUCAUGAUGUUGACCUAGAGAAGAUUCAUCCUCCUUCAAUGCCUGGAGACAAUGGGUCAGAAAUUCAGGGAAGCAAUGGUGAAACUCAGGGCUAUGUAUAUGCCCAGUCAGUCGACAUUACCUCAAGUUGGGAUUUUGGUAUUAGAAGACGGUCAAAUACAGCUCAAAGAUUAGAACGACUCCGAAAAGAGAGACAAAACCAGAUCAAAUGCAAAAAUAUUCAGUGGAAAGAAAGAAAUUCUAAACAAUCAGCCCAGGAAUUAAAGUCACUAUUUGAAAAAAAGUCCCUCAAAGAAAAGCCUCCGAGUUCUGGAAAGCAGUCGAUACUGUCUGUACGCCUGGAGCAGUGCCCUCUGCAGUUGAAUAACCCUUUUAACGAGUAUUCCAAAUUUGAUGGCAAGGGUCAUGUAGGCACAACAGCAACAAAGAAGAUCGACGUCUACCUCCCACUGCACUCCAGCCAGGACAGACUGCUGCCAAUGACUGUGGUGACAAUGGCCAGUGCCAGGGUACAGGAUCUGAUUGGGCUUAUCUGUUGGCAGUAUACCAGUGAAGGCCGGGAGCCAAAACUCAAUGACAACGUCAGUGCCUACUGCCUGCAUAUUGCUGAGGAUGAUGGAGAGGUGGACACAGAUUUCCCCCCUCUGGAUUCCAACGAGCCUAUUCAUAAGUUUGGCUUUAGUACAUUGGCUCUCGUUGAAAAAUAUUCAUCUCCUGGUCUGGCAUCCAAAGAGUCGCUCUUUGUUCGAAUAAAUGCUGCUCAUGGGUUCUCCCUUAUUCAGGUGGACAACACAAAGGUCACCAUGAAGGAAAUCUUGCUAAAGGCAGUGAAACGAAGAAAAGGAUCCCAGAAAAUUUCAGGCCCUCAGUACCGCCUGGAGAAGCAGAGUGAGCCCAACAUCGCUGUGGACCUGGAGAGUACCUUGGAAAGCCAGAGCGCAUGGGAGUUCUGCCUGGUCCGGGAGAACAGUUCAAGGGCAGACGGGACUUUUGAGGAGGACUCGCAAAUUGACAUAGCUACAGUACAGGAUAUGCUUAGCAGCCACCAUUACAAGUCAUUCAAAGUCAGCAUGAUCCACAGACUACGAUUCACAACUGACGUACAGUUAGGUAUCUCUGGAGACAAAGUAGAGAUAGACCCUGUUACGAAUCAGAAAGCCAGCACUAAGUUUUGGAUUAAGCAGAAACCCAUCUCAAUCGAUUCUGACCUGCUCUGUGCCUGUGACCUUGCUGAAGAAAAAAGCCCCAGUCACGCAAUAUUUAAACUCACGUAUCUAAGCAAUCACGACUAUAAACACCUCUACUUUGAAUCUGACGCUGCUACCGUCAAUGAGAUUGUGCUCAAGGUUAACUACAUCCUGGAAUCACGAGCCAGCACUGCCCGGGCUGACUAUUUUGCUCAAAAACAAAGAAAACUGAACAGACGUACAAGCUUCAGCUUCCAGAAGGAGAAGAAAUCAGGGCAGCAGUGACAGUGGCCUCCAGCCUCAAUCUGUCACCAGAGCUCAAAGCCUGCCUGUCAGGGCCCGGCUGCCUGAGCCCACCCUGUGUCCUACAGUCGUAGGGAGGGAGGCCAGCCUUGGCUCACAGGCACAGGGUUUUAGGGGGAGAUUUGGGGAGGGGCAGCCCUAGGGUGGAGCUGAGGUUGUUUCCUUAGAACCAAAGCCUACGUGGCUAUGGCUUUGAGUAGCAGUGCCUGAGGCCAGACCACCACUGAGAAGAGCCACGUGCUGCCCAGCUGCCUUCACUGCCUGGUGACCCUGCCCACGGAUGUACAUAGCCGUGCCCAGACAUUUCCUCGCAACUUGAUCAAAUUUCUUAAAGCAAAUGGAGAACAAAAAUGUACUUUUUUUUCCCUUUUAAUAAACAGGUGUACUCUUU